Molecule: messenger RNA, 802 nt
Organism: Homarus americanus (American lobster)
Lineage: Eukaryota; Metazoa; Arthropoda; Malacostraca; Decapoda; Nephropidae
Product: luciferin sulfotransferase-like
Biological process (GO): sulfation
Cellular component (GO): cytoplasm
Molecular function (GO): sulfotransferase activity
Source: RefSeq, a predicted model, not a curated record
UUCUUCAACUACUUCCUUAGUGAUCAAGUUAUGUGGUCACCGUUCUGGAGUCAUGUUAGAGAAGCCUGGGAGCGGAAGGAUCACCACAACCUCCUCAUCAUCACCUAUGAGGAGCUCAAAGCUGACCUUUCUGCUGUCACCCUAAAGGUUGCCUCUUUCCUCGAAAAGAAAGUGAGUCCCACAGAUUUGACCAAACUAGUGAAACAUCUGCACUUUGACUCCAUGAAGAAAAAUCCAUCUGUCAACGCUGAGGUACAUGCCACAACUGGGUUUUGUGAUGCUAGGGAAGGAGGUUUUAUUAGGAAAGGUAAAUCAGGAGGCUGGCGGGAGUACUUUGACGAGCCCAUGAAGGUAGAGUUUGAGAAGUGGAUGAGAGAGAAAGGGAAGGGACUUGAGAAGGAAUUUAAAUGGUUGCCUUGAAAGUGUCUUCAUCAUCAGCAGUGUGUAGGGCAAUAAAGGGAGAUGCUGGUGUGUCCACUGUCAGGGAAGCAAGACGAAGCAGACAGCAGUGUUAUGGCCCUCGAGCAUGACACUGUGCAGGCGGUCAUAAUAUCUUGGAAAUACUCACAUCAGCAUACAUACAUACAUACAUACAUACAUACAUACAUACGAGUACUACAACCCCACAUGUAUGAGUAUUAGCUUCUCUUAUCAACACAUAACUACGUAUACUCACUAGUACUGCCAACACAUAACUUCACUCACUAGUACAGUUGACAACCCUUUAAACCGAAAUUCCGAAAACCGAAAAGCUCUGAAAACCGAAAAAAAAAUUGUGGGGCAAUUUUUUUUUUUUUUUUUU